GAGCAGAGCAGACACUGACCGAGCCGUUCACCUUUUGAAGAGUGGAAAAACCGAGCGCAUCGAGAAUGACGACUACCAAAGCUGUGCUGCUGCUGCUGCUGCUGUGGACGGGUCUGGCUUCGGCAGAGAGCGGAGGAAGCCAUGAGGACUCUGCAGGUGCAGCCAUAGCCCCCCUCCCCCCCAGGCAUCCCAACAGCCUGCCCGAGAUGCAGGAGAUGCUGAUCGAGAUGCGCGGUGAGCUGGCGAAGCAGAAGGCGGAGAUCAGGCUUGCUAAGGCACAAGUGGAGGAAGAGUUGGAAAAACUGAAAAGAAAAAACAAAGAACUAGAAUUGAAACUAGAGGCUGUUGAGGACAACAACGCAGACUUGAACAACACACUAAAGCAACUUCAGAACAUCAAUGAAGAGAGUAAGGUGGCUUUUUCAGUCUCCUUCUCAGUGUCAUCUGACAUCCACAUCGGACCCCACGACACAGAUAUCACCCUGGGCUUCAACCACGUCUUCAGCAACAUUGGCAACGCCUACAGCGUGUGCUCAGGUAUUUUUGCGGCUCCAGUAAGAGGAGUGUACCAGUUCCAAUACCACAUCUUUGCCGGAGGCUCACACGGUGCCGGCGCCAAACUAAUGAAGAACGGCGAGCAGGUGGCGGCUGCCUACAACCACAAAGCGCCGCACGACAUCAAUACCUCCCAAGGGCUGUCUCUGCUGCUGGAGAAAGGCGACGAGGUGAGCCUGCUUCUGGAGGCGGGCUGGUGGGUGGCGGCGUACCAAGGCCACCUCACCACCUUUAGUGGACAACUCCUCUUCCUCAUGUGAUGAGGUGGUGUUUACAAACACACAUAUCACAUACAUCUCCUCUUCCUCAUGUGAUAAGCUGAUGUUUCUAAACACACUAAUGUACACACAGAGACCUGUAAUGCCUUCACAGACCACCAGCGGGCUGUGAAUCACUGGUUGAAAAAAACCUGAUGUAAAUAAAAAUCAAUAAAUAAGUAUUGAAUACAAUGA
This is a messenger RNA of Alosa alosa (allis shad), 1007 nucleotides long. Its product is annotated as cerebellin-2-like. The record is from RefSeq and is a predicted model, not a curated record. Gene Ontology annotation, molecular function: protein binding. Bases 66 to 815 code for a protein of 249 amino acids. The transcript is spliced from 4 exons. NCBI's taxonomy places the organism in Eukaryota, Metazoa, Chordata, Actinopteri, Clupeiformes, Clupeidae.